Messenger RNA from Apiotrichum porosum, 1572 nucleotides. RefSeq lists its product as uncharacterized. The coding region runs from base 1 to 1572 and encodes 523 amino acids. Lineage: Eukaryota; Fungi; Basidiomycota; Tremellomycetes; Trichosporonales; Trichosporonaceae. The record is from RefSeq and is a predicted model, not a curated record. Gene Ontology annotation, molecular function: protein heterodimerization activity. Gene Ontology annotation, cellular component: transcription factor TFIID complex. The transcript has 2 exons.
AUGGCCGCGUCGCCAGACGCCGUCCUUCACCUCGCUGCGCUACACACGCUCGCGCAGACAGGUUUCGCAUCCACGUCACGCGCCGCAAGCGUCACCCUUUCGGGCGUGCUUUCGCGCUACCUCCAGCUGGUGGCCACGUCAUGUACCGAACGCGCCGCGCUUGCCGGUCGCUCCAAGGUGGCUGCUAUUGAUGUCGUCAACGCACUGGAAGAUCUCGGCGUUGGCGGCAUCACAGAGCUGCAAGAAUGGACGGCGGACCUCGACAAGGAGGUCAGCUUUACGGGUGGCAAGAUGGAUGAGCUUGCAGGCUACCUCCGCGAUGGAUUGAACAUUUCAACCGACAUUGAGAGGACAUUUGUUCCUGUGGACAGCGAGGAUGAGGACGAGGAGGAAGGAGAGGAAGCGGAAGAGGAGGACGAAGAGUCUGAAGAAUCGGACGAGGCCAUGGACGUCGAUGGCGAGGAACCCCCACGCGUCAACUAUCGACCCCGGUCCCCAGAUCUCUCAUGGCUUCCGCCUUUACCAAGCGGGCAGGAGGAUGCCAUCGUCACUGGCUCCAGUGCUGUUGUGCCAGUUGAUGCUGUCCCUGCUCCCCAAUCAGUGGCAGAACGAUACCGUCGACCGGUGGCUUACAGCACAUCACAACUGGCCGAGGCCCACAGCUUUACCGACCCUCCCAAGCCAUCUGUGCCGUCCCCACUCCCAGGGGCUCCUUCGUCAUUCCCUUCCCUUGUCACGACCUAUGAGACGACUGUGGAUGAGCCCUCACUCAUGUUUCGACAGACCGAUGGCCGUCGACAGGCCGCCGACUUGCUUCGACUCACUGUUGGCAACCCCGACAAGUUUAGCCCAGCCGACACUCUGUCACAGGCUCUCCCUCCUCCCCACAUCUCCCCCAUUGUCCCCUCGCACUCUGAUGUGUUGCCGACUCGUCUCAUCCCAGUCAACCCGAACCAGAGUGGCAUCAUAUCGUCCAUUCUCCACCAAAUUCGAACACCAUACCUCCCUCCAACCCUGCGAGAGCGUCUCACAUCACUUCGUCCUCCGCAGGCACAAGGUAGCGACCAUGGCCCCAUGCUGUAUGGCGACCCGAUCCGCGGUGCCGACGUUGCUGCGCUCAACAAGGCCCGCGGCAAGGCAACGGGUGACGAGACCGAAGCCUGGUUCCGCGCAACCUGGGAUUCUGGACCUCACGGCGCCGACCGUUGGUCGCGUGGACGCCUCCCCAGUGGCCGCAAGGUCAUCAAGUCUGGUGACGGUGCGCAGGCGCCUCGCGAGUCGGAAGGUGCAAAGGUGCUGCGUCUCAAGAUGAACGAAAAGGCGUCAGGUGCCGUCGACCCGCGUGGACACUCGCCUGGGCCACCAUCCGCCACGGGCAUCAAGCUCCGUCUCGGUGGACCAAAAACACCUGUAGUGGGCGCUGCGAUGGGAAACCAUGGCUCACCGCCGCGGCCAUUUGCUGGAAACAGUGCACCUCCGAUGGUGAAGACUGGUUCUAGCAGCUCCCAGGCGUCACAUCGCAGCCACCACAGCAUGUCCCCUGUGAAGCAAGAGUACAUGCAGAUUGAUUAG